Oncorhynchus gorbuscha (pink salmon) is the source of this 5568-nucleotide messenger RNA. RefSeq names its product nucleolar protein 4-like. The record is from RefSeq and is a predicted model, not a curated record. The coding region runs from base 316 to 2406 and encodes 696 amino acids. The transcript is spliced from 11 exons. NCBI's taxonomy places the organism in Eukaryota, Metazoa, Chordata, Actinopteri, Salmoniformes, Salmonidae.
AAGAGACCGUUUGCGCACAGGUGGGAGAUACCCGCUCUAUAGGACAGCCCCCCUCCCUCAGUUCCUCAGUGGAUGAUGUGAGCAAGUGACAUUUUGCCGUUGCGGUUCGGGACAGCAGGCGAAUAGUCUCUGCAAACAGGUGUGCGGCUGCCCGAAUCAGUUUCCUACGCCUUUAUUCCAGCUGACAAGGAAGGGGAGAAAGCCAUCGUAGUUGCGGAACCAUCCUCCUCGACGCGGGACGGGAGAGGAGGGGGAAACCUGCAUAAUAGCUAUUUUAUUAUUUGAAGAGCCAAACGGGUUAUAAGAUCGAACGCUAUGGCAACAAAAAAAUCAUCAUGCACGGAUGUAACGAAAAGGAGCCGGAGUCCCGUCGUUUUAGGAGCGGAGAUGUUCAGUGAAUUUCAGGACUGGUGCCUCCGGACAUAUGGGGACUCGGGUAAAACAAAGACCGUCACCCGGCGAAAAUACAACAAAAUCAUGCAGACACUGUUGCAAAACGAAGAGUCCGACGGCAUGUAUGUCGACAAUAGCCACAUCAAUGCCAAAUUCAAAUUUUGGGUGAAGUCGAAAGGGUUUCAGGUCGGGAGCAACAUUCUGGGAGAGCACAAGAAAGGAGCGUCAGGGAAGCCCGUCCUAUAUGUCCCAGUCAAGUCAACGUGUGCAGAUGCAGGCUCGGCCCAGGACAGCUCGUCCCUGAAGAGGGUGGCAGUGGUGGAGGACUUCUUCGACAUCAUCUAUGCCAUGCAUGUGGAGAUGGGUGCCGACCCUGGUAGAGCACCUAAACACGCUGGCCAGAAGAAGACCUAUAAAGCAAUAGCGGAGACGUACGCCUUCCUGCCCAGGGAGGCAGUGACACGCUUCCUAAUGAACUGUGGAGAGUGUCAGAAGAGGAUGCACAUCAAUCCCAGCACUGCAGAGUUCAAAGAAAAUGAUCGACCAACCUCCUUGGUUCCGGACCUCAUUGACUACAACAUGCCACUGACUGCCACCUACCUGAAACAGAUGAAACUACAGUGCAUGACUGCCAAUGAGCGGGAUGACAGUUCGGUGAGCAGUGAGGACAUGGAUAUGACUGAGCCCACGUGGGUUUCUGCUGAGCGCCCCCCUGUCCCUGAGCUCAGUCCCCCCAAUGGAGAGAAUGUACAAAGCCCACAGACCACACUCAAAGAGGAGGACGAUGAUGACUCCUCUGAGAGUGGCAGCGGCCAUGGUCUGCCAGCCCUGACCCAUCCGGAGGCGAUGGUUGUGGGCGCUGUCCCUCCAGAUGGAUUGGCUCCGUACAGGGAGGUGACUGAGAACGGGGUGAGUGCUCCCCUGGACUUCAGCACCACCACCUCCUCCUCUUCCUCCUCAGAGGACCAGCAACCAGUCAAUCUGACCGACAGAUUGCUGCCUGUGGGGAGCCCUGUUGGGACGCCCUACCCAACUGACUCCACCAGGAAGUGCCCCGGGAAUCCAGACUACGGCAACAAGUCUCCUCAGUACAGCUCCGGAAGCUAUGACUCAGUGAAGACUGAACUGAGCAUGAGCGCUGAGGACUUGACCUCUGGGCGUGCUCAGAUCAUUGAUGAUGAUGAUGACGAUCACGACGACCAUGACGACAGUGACAAGAUCACUGAUGCAGAGGGAAUGGACCCAGAGAGGCUGAAAGCCUUCAAUAUGUUUGUUCGUCUGUUUGUGGAUGAGAACCUGGACCGCAUGGUGCCCAUCUCCAAGCAGCCCAAGGAGAAGAUCCAGGCCAUCAUCGAGUCAUGCAGCCGACAGUUCCCUGAGUUCCAGGAGCGCUCCCGCAAGCGCAUCCGCACCUACCUCAAGUCCUGCCGCCGUUUGAAGAAGGUUGGUUUUGAGACACGGCCCACACCUCCCCACCUCACCUCUGCCAUGGCAGAGAACAUUCUUGCUGCUGCUUGUGAAAGUGAGACACGCAAUGCUGCCAAGAGGAUGCGACUAGAUGUCUAUCAAGGCCCUGAGGAACUUGCUACUGUUGAUAAGAAUGGCUCCAGGGACCCAGCCUCAGGGGCCCCCUCAGGCUUCUCCUUGGCCGCCUCAGCCUACUCCCAGUCCCAAACCCAGGACCCAGUCUACACCAACGGUACCAACGGAGGCCUCAACUACAGCUUCCACAGUUACGGGGCUAUUGGCAACAACCUGUCGACCACCGGUGCCACCACACAGACCAAUGGUCCCACUGAUCUCAGUAUGAAGUCUGUGGCUCCCACCUCCUCCUCUUCCUCCAGUUCUAACAGUCACGGUGGUCAGGGUGGAGGCGGGGGAGGAGCCUCGGCUCAGCUCAGCCCCCCUGAGGUCACAGCGGUGCGGCAGCUCAUCGCCGGGUAUCGAGAGUCUGCCGCCUUCCUGCUCCGCUCCGCAGAUGAGCUGGAAAACCUAAUCCUGCAGCAUAACUGAAACAGAACCAGGCCCGACCGGGCCGAACCGGGCCGUCUCCACCAGACUCUCCGUCUGCACUUAUCACCCUCAGUCACACACAGUCAGACAUCUAUACACUCAACUGAAUAAAGAGUCAAAGUAAAGAAUAAGAGUAAAACUGCAUUGCACAAUUGGGCCAUAUACAGCAGAUGGUAGAUAUAUGGUACACGUUCACAGUUUAUAUCACAGGGGCAGAAACAAUUAAAAGAAGAAUACAAUCCAUCAUUUCACACUGAUCUUAGUGCCCAGUAAACUUCUGCCAUUCCCAUAACAAACCUACACCCUACCCACUUCAUCCAUUCCCCAGAAACACCCCGAAGUCACCUCCUUCAGUGGGAUGCUCUUUUCUAAGCUCUGAGGAGGUAAUUGUCAAACAUGUUUUGCUGCUUCAGAGUUGACCUUCUGUAACUGAUCUGUUCAUCUCAGCGGUAGUUUUUAAAGUUUGAAGAUGUAGGUAUGCAAACAGGGAUGCUAAACCUGUAGGUUAAAGCACUGUAAUGUUUCCAAGCCUAUAGGCUUUGGCUCGUAGGUGAAAGGUUACUGCUUCUGGGAAAAGUGUGGAACAAGGUGCAAUAUGGAAGAUAAUCAGUAAAUGUGCAUGCGUGGAUAUACCAUUUUGGCAAGUCAAGCCAAUAUCCACAUAGUCAUGAUGGCUUUUUGUGAGACUUUGUGCAAAAGGAGGUCUUCUCGUGGUACCUCUACCUCCUCCCCAUGCUUUCAGUCUCAGUGUGAUGAGCUAAACUGAAAAACAAACAUCCCAUACUUUGUGAGGCUCCACUGGGAGCAGAAACGUUAGUUGUCAAUCAGGAAUUGCUGUAUAAAUGGAAGGGGGAAUGAAAGAAAUAAUAUCCCAUGGCAGCACUGUAGCUUCAUUGUUCUUUGUUUUGAACGUUGCUCUUCUUUGUCUCUAAUAUAACUGAAGCCUUUCAUUGAAUGGCACCAAUCAGACAAAUGUGAAUAGGACACGGAAUGAUCUGAAACAUGAGAAUAUUUCCUAGUCCAAUUGUAAGAGUUCUGUAAGAGUUUGUGUUGUUUUAAGGUCAGUGAGAUAUGAACAGCACGUGGUUGCGUAAGAACUUUGUCUCGUGAACGUCACGUGGUCGUGACAUGGAAUUGUAUGAGGAAUGCAUUGCGCUCCUUGUAACAGCUGUUGGCCUGCUAUAGAAAAAGAUAUCCCUCCAAAUCCCACCAUAUCCUCUCUGCCUCAACUCCUCUUUCCUACCCGUCUUUGCAUUUCUCACCGACAGACGUUGCGCUAUCAAACACAACGCUGUUUUUAAAAAAGUAGCAAAAGACAAUCUUGAAAAUGUGUGAACGCGUCACAGUUUACCCUCACAAUCUCUUGCUAUGGUGUGUGCGCUGUACGUGGGGGGCAGCACAGAGUACCGUAGCCAUAAGGAGAGCAUAUCCUUUCUCUUAACAGAUACACAGACAGGCCAGUCAGUGGAGCACUCAGCACUAAGAAAUGUGUUGUAAGAAUUCUAUUUAUCUACUUUUGUUAUUGUUGUUGAACGUUAGCAUUACUGUGUGUUGUUUUUUUAUUAUUUCUGUUUGUUGUGUGAAGUGAUGUGGAGUGGCCCGUUUCAACGCUCUUUUGUACAAGACAUUGUAAACCAGUUUGCUCUGUAAAUGUAACAUUCGAAAACAAAGAAAACAAUUAUUUCACGCAAUCAACCUGGUCAGCACCUUAUGGAUUUGUCAGAUAAUUCAUACCAGAGAGGAAUAUAUUUCAGUGUCAUUUAACAUAAACGAUUGAAGUCAGCAGCACAUAUAUUAACUCAACUGCUGGGAUGAUCAAUCCAAGAACCGGUCCGUCUAUGUUUAAAAUGACAUGCACAGAAUAAUCUGUAAUUUAUUCAUGAUCACCAUCCAUGACAUAAUUGGUCUGCUUUAUUAUAUUUCAAAUGUAUAAUCUAUUGCAAGUUUGGAAGCACUUUACAGCUCAGGAUGAAAUAACAUGGUACAUAUAUAUUUGUAACCAGACGUUGUUACAGAACAUCAUACUUGAUUCAUAAAUUCAACUGACACAUUUAAUAAGCGAAACGUGCUUGACAAUGGGAUGGUGAUGGUGGUACAUGAUGAGAGCUGAUAUGAGUGUGUGUUUUGCUUUUCAUUUUGGUUGUCUGUAUCGUUUUAAAUGUAGAUCUUUUUGUCCACUCAACUGAUAAUUGUAUGCAGGGGUGCAACUUUCACUGGGGAUGGGGGGUGGGGACACAUUCUGAAAUGGCAUUUUUGCCCCCCUCACAGUUUUAUCAUUGGAAUGUAACACAAAAUGAGGCAACGGUGUGCUUUAGGACCAUGAGGAUGCCUCUGAGCGUUCGGGUAGACUGUUUGGAGUGUUUAUCCAACUGGAUAAAAAAUAUAUAUAAAAAAAAGAUAUGUCCACCCACGUCUAAAACCAAAGUUGCGCCCCUGAUCGUAUGGAUAAUUUGAUGUGGAACACAUAAGCACUCUUAAAAUGCACAAUACUGGGUUAUACAGUUUAUGGCAAGGCUCAAGCCAGACUCAUCCAAUCUCAUUGUCUUAAAAACUAAAUUACUUCAAUCUGAAUUUUUACUAGCAACACAAGUAAAGUACUGCUUUAAAAGCUCAUUAUAUUUUGCACACAUCAGACUUCCGAAAUUGUAUUUUAGACACACUAUUCAGGCUUUACAAACUGUUAUUUUGAAAAAUCAAGGAAGGCUCAGGCGUCCACGCAUUUGAACCCGGUUAAUUUGGAUAGACUCCUUUGGAUAGACUUUAUCAAUCGACUUGAUCGCUACCUGGGGCUCUGUCCCAAUACUCAUAAAUGUCUUCCGUGUCUCCUCCACCUCCAUUUGCCCCUUGUCUACUUUUGGCCAGCCAUCAUUUCCAACAGCCAUCAGGAAACUACUAUCUACACUUCAUUAUUUUACUGAUGCCGGGUUGAUCUUAAUUCUAUUCAUAUCCACGUUUAACUAAUGCAUCACUUUGCUUUGUGUGUUCAAAAAAAGGAAGAGAUAACUUUCUCCUCUUAAUUUGUCUUAAGACUACGAGCUACAUUUGAUGUGUGCUGCAGCUACUGUGACCAAUGAAAACACAACCAUUUGUAGACACAUUUUAGUGGCCAGUGGGAUUUCUCUUUGCAUAGGCAGGACAAUGUAAUGUAUAGAUGUUUGAUUU